AUGGGUCAAACCGUCACCAAGGCUGAUUUUCAGUGGUCGUACACAGAAGAGCCGCAUGCGACCAGACGUGUUGAGAUACUAAAGAAACAUCCGGAGAUCAAAGAACUCUUUGGACAAGAUCCCGCUUUCAAAAUAGUUGUAGUAUGUAUGGUUAUAGCUCAAAUCUGCUUCGCCUACUUCUUGAGAGAUGCUGAUUGGUUUCUCAUCCUCCUACAAGCUUAUAUGGUUUCCGGAACUUUUAAUCAUUCUUUGACUCUUGCUAUCCAUGAAAUCAGUCAUAAUCAAGCAUUCGGGUGUGGUAGCCCUCUGGCGAAUAGGAUAUUUGGAUUUGUAGCGAAUUUACCUCUCCUGAUACCUGUUUCCAUCUCGUUCAAAAAAUAUCAUCUUGAGCAUCACAGAAACUUAGGCGAAGAUAUAAUAGACACAGAUGUGCCCACAGAGUUCGAAGCUAGAAUCUUCAACAACACUCUCGGAAAGACAGUUUGGAUGUUCCUCCAACCCCUUUUCUAUGGAACAAGACCUUUAAUUAUAUAUCCUAAAUCUCUUACUGAUCUGGAACUUAUCAACCUUAUCAUCCAGCUGGUAUUUGAUGUCACCCUCUAUUACACUCUCGGGCCCAAAGCUUUAGCUUAUCUCGCAAUUGGUUUCGUUCUCGGCUUGGGGUUACAUCCUUUAGCUGGUCAUUUCGUCUCCGAACACUAUACAUUCGAACCUGGACAAGAGACCUACAGCUAUUAUGGACCAAUCAAUUUGGUCACGUUCAAUGUUGGUUAUCAUGUUGAACAUCACGAUUUCCCGUUCGUUCCCGGAUGCAAUCUUCCUAAGGUCCGUCAAAUAGCUCCCGAAUAUUAUGAUAACCUCAAAGUUCACGAAAGCUGGAUUUGGAUGAUGUAUGAUUUCGCCACCAAUCCAAAAAUGAGUCUGAGGUCAAGAAUGAAGAGAAAAUAUGCCAAAGAAGAGGAAUUCCGAUUCUGGGGUACGGGACAAUUCGAGACGAGUCGAGUCUUCCAGUCUAUUUCGGGAGUAUUCCGUCUGUUCACAGGAUUGGUAGCUUCCAAAAAAGAAGUUUAA
Molecule: messenger RNA, 1071 nt
Organism: Auanema sp. JU1783
Lineage: Eukaryota; Metazoa; Nematoda; Chromadorea; Rhabditida; Rhabditidae
Source: the annotation of a GenBank genome assembly